CUAACUCACACACUCAGACCAUCCCCAGGUUGUAGUCGGUCCGCAGCUACUUCAAUAGCUCCAGCUGACCCUUUACCUACACUCACUGAUCCCUCUAGUCCGUCUUCCAGCCACUCACCUAGUGUCCACACCAGCCCGUUAGGUUCACCUCAUCACCAGCCCAUGGACCAACCCUCCAGGUUGUCACCCACUCCCUCUUCGUCCACCCUAGUGUCCUCUUCGGCCACUGCUUUACCAUCCCACCCGUCACCCUCCUCCCCACUGAGUUCUUCACCUCUUGUCCAGAAUAUUCACCCGAUGAGGACUCGUGCAAAGGAUGGUAUCUUUAAACCCAAAACUAUAAUGUCUCUUACCACUGUGGAGUGCCUCCCGAUCCAACAUGUUUUUCUCAAGCUAAUAAGAGUUUAAAGUGGCGAGCGGCAAUGGCCGAUGAGUUUAAUGCCCCCAUUACUAAUAAAACGUGGGAUUUAGUACCAUGUGAUCGCACAAAAAAUGUGGUUCAGUGUAAAUGGAUUUUCAAAACAAGGUACAAGUCUGACGGGUCAGUUGAGCGACACAAAGCUCAUUUGGUUGCGUAGGGUUUUAAUCAGUAAGUUGGGGUUGAUUUUUCUGAUACAUUUAGUCUCAUGGUUAAACCCACUACUGUGCGUUUAUUAUUAUAUGUAGCGACUUCUUUUGGUUGGGGGGUUCGUCAGUUAGAUGUAAAGAAUGCCUUUUUACAUGGUAAUUUAACUGAGCAAGUAUAUAUGCGUCAGCCACCAGGGUGUGUUCACCCUUCAUUUCCUACUCACAUAUGUCGUCUACGCAAAGCUCUCUAUGGUCUCAAACAAACCCCUCGUGCCCGGUUUCAUCGUUUUAGUGGAUUUCUUCUGAGUCAGGGCUUUUCUCAAAGUAAGUCCGAUUCUUCUAUGUUUGUCUAUUGUCAUGCUUCACAGAUUCUCUAUAUUUUGUUAUACGUCGAUGAUAUUCUUAGAACGGGUAGUUCUCCCUCUCUUGUUACGUCUUUUAUCUCCAAACUAUCUCACAAUUUUGCCAUGAAAGAUGUAGGGGAGAUUUAUCAUUUUUAGGUGUUCAAACCAUACGCAUGCCCAAGGGUAUCUUCUUGUCUCAGGAAAAAUAUAUUUCCGACCUCUUACGACGUUUUCAUCUCCAUACCGUUAAACCAGUUCGCACUUCUCUUCCAUCUCGUACCACCUUGUCUUUGACUGAUGGGGAACUUCUGGCCGACGGUACUGAGUAUCGUAGUAUGGUUGGAGCCUUACAAUAUUUUACUCUUACUAGACCGGAUAUUACCUAUGUUGUUCAUCUAGAGUCUCAAUUUAUGCAUGCCCCACGCACUACUUAUUUAAUAGCCAUCAAGCGUAUUUAUAGAUAUUUGCAGGGCACUAUUACAGAAGGACUAUGGUUGCGUAAAGGUGGUAAUCCAUCACUUAUUAUUGCAUAUUCAGAUGUUGUCUGGACAGGUUGUCCCGAUAGCUGUCGCUUUACCACAAGUUAUGUUAUUUUCUUGGGCGGUAAUUUAGUUUCAUGGAGGUCUAAGAAGCAGCCUACUGUUUCAAAAUCCUCCACUGAAGCUGAAUAUCGAGCAGUCGCUUACACAGUUCAGGAUACUUUAUUUAUCCGGUCUUUACUCGCGGAUAUGGGAUUUUUUAUUCCUCAACCUGUUCAGCUUUAUUGUGAUAAUGUCUCUACAUCCUACUUAGUAGUGAAUCCUAUUCAACAUGAUCGUAGCAAGCACAUCAAGAUAGAUUAUCAUUUUGUUCGCAAGCGGGUAGCACAUGGAGAUCUUGUUGUUAAAUACAUCCCCACCCAGUUUCAGUUAGCUGAUAUUUUUACUAAAAUUUUGACUAGUCAGCGAUUUAAUUUUUUGAAAUCCAAUCUGCGAGUUGUACCAUCUGCACAUAUUGAGAGGGUGUAAUAGAAUAAUAGAAGGACUAAUUUGUAAUUAACAUUCAUAAUACUAUUAUAUAUACCAUACAUACGGCAACCCUAAAGGGUUUAAGCCAUUAUUCC
Messenger RNA from Cuscuta europaea, 2013 nucleotides. The record is from the annotation of a GenBank genome assembly. Lineage: Eukaryota; Viridiplantae; Streptophyta; Magnoliopsida; Solanales; Convolvulaceae.